GCCAAACACCUCUAGUCUUCUCCAAAUAACACUUCCAGAAUUCAUAUUGCACGCUCAAGCUGCACAACCCAACCCCAAAACGUUAUUUUACAGUCGUCAGUAACGCACCACCACCACAACGGCGGCGAAAUACAGCAACGGGGAGAUAAACCACCACGGAGGAUCAGCUACUGCAACUCACGGUACAUAAUGGCGGGCAUUGAUGGUGUACAUGACUUUCUAGACAGUGAUGAUGAAACCGUAGAAAACUGUGAUGAACUAGAAGGCACAGAAGAUGGGCUAUUGCAGCAUUGUAAUUCAAACACUGUUGUGAAUGAUCACAUUAGUCUAAUAGAACCGUCAACAGCAGGUUUAAGUGCACAAAGCUUGGAACCAUAUACUGGGAUGACUUUCCCAUCAUUAGAUGAUGCAAGGGAUUUCUAUUAUGAUUAUGCCAAGUGUAUGGGUUUCACCAUAAGAACGAAUCGGAUCAGACACUCGCUAAAGAACACGGCUAUAAUAGGGCGGGACUUUGUUUGUUCGAGAGAAGGUUUUCGUGCUGCAAAGCAUACCCUGAGAAAAGACAGAGUUCUUCCUCCACGGCCAAUUACAAGAGAAGGGUGCAAAGCCAUGAUCAGGUUGGCAGUAAGGGAUGAAGGUAAAUGGGUUGUUACCAAGUUUGUACGAGAGCACAACCACAAGCUAAUGACUCAUUGUAAUUUUCCUGGUGAACUGCCAAUCGUAAAUAUACUUAGUGAGGAAGAGAAGGAUAAAAAGAUCCAGGAUCUAUACAACGAGCUUCAGCAUGAAAGAGAGCGAUCUGCAGCACUGAGACAACAGCUAGGCUUGAUUCUCAAAGAUCUUGAGGAACAUGCUCAAUUCAUGUCUUUGAGAGUUGAAGAUGUAGUUAACAGCAUGAGAGAAAUUGAACUUGGUGAUGUAUAGUUUCAAGCCAAUGACACAUGAGUCUCUUACAACCAAAAUUUAACCCUUUUACCAAUUGAGAUCCAGUGACUCAGUGAUCCUUUUGUUUGUAACAUGAAAGAAGAAAUAAAUACAUUGCUGGUCUCCUAGCAAAAGAGUUGUUGACUUCCCUCAUGCUUUCCAAUCCAGUAAAGUCCAGUUUUAGGUUCAAUCAGAUGAAGACCAUUUUGAGCUAUUGAAUUUGCAGGACCCACAUAGAGAAAUGCAUAUAGUUCUGGAAGAUGAGAGGAUGAGAUGGCUCAUGAUUAAAUUUUGUUAGAAUUUUCUUGUGACUAUUUUUUCCACACAAUGCUAAAAACAAGCUUAUUUUAUAUUUGUUUAAUGGUAUCUUUGAGCCCGUCCA
Corylus avellana is the source of this 1306-nucleotide messenger RNA. RefSeq names its product protein FAR1-RELATED SEQUENCE 5. Lineage: Eukaryota; Viridiplantae; Streptophyta; Magnoliopsida; Fagales; Betulaceae. The record is from RefSeq and is a predicted model, not a curated record.